AUGGAUGGACCUGGCACGGGUGUUCCAGUUGCUUGCAGGACUAGAAGCAAUAAAGGUGUGGUGGUGGGGAAUGGUUUGAUAUUGGGUCGGAAAAGGAAAAGAAAGGUGAAUGAACAUGAUGACGAAGUGAUUUACUUAGGAGAAAAUUUAGAAAGCGAAGUGGGUGCAAGUGGGAAAACUACAUCUGUGUCUGACGCUUCGUGUUCAUCACCAGAUGCUAUGAAGAAGGGUUACAUGUUUAUGGGAGAGGGUGAGGAUGAUCCAAUAGAGGUGGUUGACCUGGAAGGUGGAGAUGGGACUGAAGCGGAGCUGGAGUGUUGCAAAAGAAAGACUUUUAAGGUUAAGGAGGAAGAGAGGGGUGAGGAGGGUGAAGGAUGUUCGGUUGUUGCUGAUAAAGUUGAGAGCUUUGGUGAUGAUGAGUGCGGCGCUAGACCUGAAAAGCCGGUUGUUUUGAUACCUGAUUCAGAUGGGGGUGGUCAGAGUGAGGAGAAGCAUGGCAGGGAUGAAUGUAGUAGUUUUGAUGAUGGAUAUGAUUCAUUUUCGUCCUCAACUGAGAGUGAGGAUGGUGAAACGAGUGAUGAUGAUUUUAAGGUUGAGGAUGAUGCUGAAGAUGAUGGGGUUGAGAGUGAAUCCUCGGGCAGUGAGGAGAGUGAUUAUUCUUCGGAUGAUGAUGAUGAAAGGGGGGAAUAUAAGAUGGUUAAGGAGAGGGUAAGAAAGGUGCAGAGUGAAUCUGAGAGCAGUAGAGUUUGGAGAAGGAAAGGUCAAAGGAAGAGAGAGGAGGAGGAGGAGAAAUGGAAUGGUGCUGAUUGUGCUAGUGUGGCAUCUAGUAAAUCAGAGACUUGUAAUGGGGAAACAAAGACAGCUAAAGAGAAACGUGAAGCAAACCAGAGUGUCAAUGAUUCUGAUCCUGAAGUCGUUGGUGAUCAGUGGCAAACUCCAUGUUUCUCUAUGCCUUCUGAAGAUGAGGCACCAGAGGAUAAGGAGAAAGAAAGUAGGGGUCAUCAAAGGGUAUUCAUGCAAAAAGAGACAAAAAAUUCCGUUGUGAUCAAGAAGAGUGAGAAAAAUAAUAUGGUCAAGGCCAAUGGUAAAAAAACUGUAGACAAAAGUGAGCUCCAUGAUAUCCUGAGGAUGUCAUCUACAACAAAGAACCAAUACUUUGAAUUCUUCACUGAAUGCUUUAGGGGCAAGCGUGAUUCAAAAGUUUCGAAAGAAAAGGUUGAUGUUGAUAAGGGUCAGACUAGGCCAUUAGGUUCAAGGGAGGCAAUCCCUUUAAUCUGGAACUCUAUGGAGAAAGAAAAUCCUAUUGAAAAAUCAGAGUCUGAGAAAGAGUUAGAUAUGUUGUGGGAAGAAAUGGAGAUGUUGCUUCAAGCUGAAAAAAUUGGCUCCCAGGUUGAUAACAUAAGGACAAACGAAGAAAGAGAAAACGAAGAAAAUUCAGCCUUGCAGUGCAAGCAUGAUACUAUUUUUGAUGAGCAGACUGGGAUAUACUGCAGAUGGUGCGGUUGGAUUGCCACCGAAAUCAAAUAUAUCACGCCACCAUUUGUAAGCUCUGUUUAA
Sphenostylis stenocarpa is the source of this 1557-nucleotide messenger RNA. The record is from the annotation of a GenBank genome assembly. Lineage: Eukaryota; Viridiplantae; Streptophyta; Magnoliopsida; Fabales; Fabaceae.